AUAUUGGGAACAACUCGUUGGCUUUUGGUGACUGCGCAUUAUUUUUGUACUGCCCGAAAACACAUGUGCAAGGAAGAAGAAGAACAAUAACAUUUGUGUUUCCCACUAGACGUCGCAGUUUUUGGUUAAAUUGUUGGCCUUUGUUCCGCCGCGAGAUGUCGCACAUUGAUAACAUCUUUACCCAGGUCCGCGCACGCCUCCAAGCCGAAGGCGUAAAGCUGUGGGAGGAGCCAUAUUUCUCGGAAGGCCUCGGAUGUAUCGAAGCCGCGAUGGAGAACCUAGCUGCUGAGUACGGUCGUUUUCUGGGUAUCGCUUCCGAUCGCUGCUAUUUCGUGCUCACCGAACUCCAGGACAAUGCGCUUCGGAAACUGGCCGCUCGCCGUGAAUUUAACGCCACCGGAUUGGCCACGUUCAAGGUGCGGCGCGUUGACAAUGGAGGUGGGGGCGGCACCACCACAAUGCAGGACAUUAAGUGCGACCUUAACGCCUUUGGGUCCGAUCUACAGGCAGCAAUCGCGGCAAAGCUGCAAUUGCAGGACGCAAAUCAUGUCAAAUGCAUUGCAGCCGGAAAGAUGGUGGCCUCCAAUGCCACACUUGCCUCCCAGCAGCUUAAGAACAACCAGCAGCUGAUCGUGAUCGUGACCGGCAGGGGCGAUAAUCAGAAUGAAGCUCUCUACGAGAGAAUCAACAGAAUCAAAGCCGACGUAGAGGCAGUGGUAUCAUCCCAGAAUCAGCUAAUGGAGAUGGAGGACCAGAAUGGUAGUCCCGUUUUUCUGCCGCCAGACGAGAAUCGGGCUCUGCUCAUCGGUUUGGGGUUCUGCGAGAAGGCGAAGGUGGCGAUGCAGCGCGAGGAUUUCGAGGAGGCGUUGCUCCUUCUCUUGGAGGCCGACGAGCGCUUUGCCACAUGCAACUCGCAGUUCCUCGAGAAGGUGGACAAUUACGCUCUCCUCAACCUGGACAUAGUGUGGUGCUAUCUCUGCCUGAAGAACGUCACACAGCUUCCGGAUGCGGAGCGCCGUUUGGCAAUCUGUACACGCAGUUUUCGGCGCAGCUACGGCGAAAACUUUGAGAGACUGUAUUCGUUAAAGGGCAAGGCCUGUCCGGAAAGAGCUUUGCUUAUGCGUCUGAAGCUGCUUCAGGGCGUUGUGCUAUUCCAUCAAAAUCUUCGGGACGAGGCAUUUGAGCAUUUCGAAGCUGCUUCUGCUUUGCUGAGGGAAUUGAAGGUUAACGAGGAGGAGCUGACUAUGCUGGUGGAAAUGGGCUUCGAGGUGAGUGAGGCCCGCUUGGCCCUGCGCUCUUCUUCGAGCGGUGGCGGUAGCGGUGGUAAUGUGCAGCGGGCCGUACAGUUCAUCCACGAGCGACGCCAACAGCUAAAGGAUGCCCGCAAUCAAUCAAAGUCGGAGCGAUCCCUGAACCGUCGAAUGUCCAAUGUCAAAGACAGUGGGGACUGGGUAAAUCCUCGCAGCGUUUGCACCCUUACCAAUAUGGGCUAUGAUCGUCGACUGGCCGCUCUGGCUCUGAAGCGAUCCAAUAACGACAUUCCCCAGGCGGUGGAUCUUUUGCAAUCACAAGCUGACGAGCUAAUGGCCGCACUGCCGAAAAGGAGUGUUUCCGUCGAUACCGACCAGCUGGCUCAGCUUCGCCAGCUAGGUUUUGACGAAGACUCGGUGCGUGCGGCUCUCGAGAGCACAAGUAACAACUUAGAGCGGGCUAUAGAGUUCCUGCUGCGCGCCUUUCGCAGCGAAGGGGAGCUCAAGGAAGCUAUGGAACGGGUCACCGAUCUGGCCAAUAAUGAAGGCGAUGGGCCCUCUACCUCGAACUCCAAUCCAACGCCUCCGGCCAUCAUCGAGUCUGUUCUCCGACAGGCGCGUGCCGAAAUGGAGACUUACAAGGCGUACCAGCGAUUCAACGCCGAUCUAAGCCAGAACGAUCAGGACUACUUGGAUCUGCCGCUCGUACAGGAGGAGCAUAUCCUGGCUGAGUACCGUAACCUGUUAACCCAGUGAUGUCGAGUCGUCUUUAACUUUGUUAAAUGCCAGAAAUGUAAUAUACAAUUAAAUAACAAGAUUUUCUAUUA
This is a messenger RNA of Drosophila serrata, 2077 nucleotides long. Its product is annotated as NEDD8 ultimate buster 1. Gene Ontology annotation, biological process: regulation of ubiquitin-dependent protein catabolic process. The record is from RefSeq and is a predicted model, not a curated record. Gene Ontology annotation, molecular function: protein binding. NCBI's taxonomy places the organism in Eukaryota, Metazoa, Arthropoda, Insecta, Diptera, Drosophilidae.